Messenger RNA from Chondrus crispus (carragheen), 357 nucleotides. RefSeq lists its product as hypothetical. The transcript has a single exon. The coding region runs from base 1 to 357 and encodes 118 amino acids. The record is from RefSeq and is a predicted model, not a curated record. Lineage: Eukaryota; Rhodophyta; Florideophyceae; Gigartinales; Gigartinaceae.
AUGCGCACGGUAUCCAGCCAGAGGCGCCCCAGCGUGGACGUCCUGCUCACCGACGAGGAGCGCCAGCGCACCCCCGCACUGCUGCUGAGCCUGCUGGCCGGCCUGCUCCACCCGGACCCCACGAGGAGACUCACGGCGCGCGCAGCGCUGGAGCACGGCCUGUUCGAUGCCAAGCCGAACCACCUCGCGCUUCAAGUCGGUGGAGGCGCGUUUCGGAAGCACUUGAAACCCAUCUUGAGUAGUAAUUUUAGGUCGUUUAGGAGGCUCGCCAUGAUUGUUGUCGCGGCCGUGAGAACCAUCGGGAGUCUGCAGUUGGACAGCGCCGGGAAGCGCUCCGGCAUUGUCGUGGUUAUGUAG